Molecule: messenger RNA, 1287 nt
Organism: Aspergillus candidus
Lineage: Eukaryota; Fungi; Ascomycota; Eurotiomycetes; Eurotiales; Aspergillaceae
Product: tRNA splicing endonuclease subunit SEN34
Exons: 2
Coding region: 144-1112 (322 amino acids)
Biological process (GO): tRNA splicing, via endonucleolytic cleavage and ligation; tRNA-type intron splice site recognition and cleavage
Cellular component (GO): tRNA-intron endonuclease complex
Molecular function (GO): tRNA-intron lyase activity; nucleic acid binding
Source: RefSeq, a predicted model, not a curated record
UCACUUCAACACCCACAUCUUGGAUAUCGACAAGUAGCUCUGACUUUGCAGGUCAAAUAUCAAGGUUUUCUUCAUUCGAUUAUGACCUUUUAACAUUUGAUGUGGUCCCAUUUCUAAGAAUCUUUUACUUUCCGUUAGACAAAAUGAAUACCGAACCUAAUCUCCCUAUUCCAAUCUCCUAUAUUGCGGGUAGUUACUUUAUCUUCUCCAUCGAUGCAGUCACGUAUUUACGACGGGAGCAUCACAUCUGUGGUGUCUUAAGCGGCACUCUGCCGCAAAUCCCCCAGCAGAAUGUCUUCCUUGGGUUGCCGCUGGAGCUGAUGGCGGAAGAGGCCCGUCUUCUGGUGGAGAAAGGUGUAGCAUGCAUCGUAGAUGAGGUAAACGUCCAAACCGAUGGGAUGAAGGCCCUCAUGGAGGCAGACCGGCAGAGAUAUCUCCAGGAGCUGCAGACCCAGGGCACCCAGGUCAUGCAGAUGCAGGCUAGCCGGAAAGAACAGCAGAGGGAAGAGGCGCUCAAGAAGAUAGAAGAGAAGAAAGCUGCAAAUGCUGCGAAGAAGAAGGCCUCCCAGCCACCACCACCACCGGAGACACCUGCAACGGACAGUACCACCAAGGAUGAUGAGGCGGUCGUCGGCCUCUUUGCAGGCGACCAGAAACAGCAACAGCAGCAAGGUUCUGAUCAAUCCUCUUCACGGCGUCCCUCAACCGCCACUGCCUCGCAUGCCAUGGGAAUAACACCCGCUACAUCGCACUCGCUCCUUCCCCUCGAACCAUCGGCACAGCACAAGCUGCCUCUUCCCGACGUGCCUUCCUCCUAUCCUCUAUUCGCUCAUCUCCACUCAGAAGGCUAUUUCCUUUCCCCAGGCCUCCGGUUCGGAUGCCAGUACCUCGCGUACCCGGGUGACCCGCUGCGCUUCCACUCUCACUUCUUGGUUGUGUCGACGGGGUGGCAUGAAGAGUUAGAUCUGAUGGAGAUCAUCGCCGGCGGCCGACUUGGUACGGGCGUGAAAAAGGGCUUCCUUAUUGGAGGAGCGGACGAGACUGCCUCGGACCAUGAGUCGCGAGAAGCAGACGAUGUUAGAACGUUCAGCAUCGAAUGGGCCGGAAUGUGAGGUGGACUUUUCGAUCCUGGCAUAUCUUGUGCCAACCGUCUCUAUGCUGCGCUGCGAUGGCAGGACAUCGCCAUGGUUCAUAGGAACUGGUGGUGACGACUCGAACUUCCGUCUCGUCGGUGCUCCGCCCAACUCCGGAUUGUACUCUAGGUGGAUUUUACUGGAGUCCAUACUU